ACGAUAACUAAACAUGCACAAUACAGUUAGAUAUCAUGGCAGUCAUGGGUUGUUUGUUAUAUUUCGCAAUUGUUGGACUCCAAGUUUCAAGUACCUUAGCAUCAGGUACCGUCCCUUUAACCAGUUUUCUUCAGAACCAAAAUUUCUUUAACAUAUUCAGAGGAGACACUGAUUUUACUCCUUAUCACGGGGCUCCAACAAAACCCCCACAAUUUGACGCUUUGAGAGUAGACGCAAUUGAUUUGAACAAGGGUGGUUGGAGAUUGAACACAACAAAUCUAGUAUACAGUGGCCUAAACGAAGCGGUUUUAGAUAGCUUUGGAUUUAGUUUCGUGUUUGAUGUUAUUCACAUAACCUUCCAUACCGAUAUGUUGGUCACGUGUCAAUACAUUACGGAUGGAAUGUUAUUUUCGCAACCCAUUAGCGGGGAAGGACCCUGUAUCGCACAUUUCAAAAAUAUUCAAUUCGGUAUGGCCAUGCCAUUUAGUGUUAUCGAAGAGUCUGGUCAACAGUAUAUAAAUCUUACAAACUACCGUUACUUUUACGACGUACGAGAUAAUGCUGACUUUACUUUAAAAAAUCUUUACUAUGGAGACGAGGAAUUAAGUCACCAGAUACAUUAUUUCCUAAACUAUAAUUGGAAAUUUAUCACAGAAUUAUAUUCACCGAUUUUUAUAGACGCAGCCGCUGAUUAUAUGUUUGAAAUCUUCAGAAACAACAUGCUCGAUAUGCCUUUAAAGAACCGCGUUGGCCACUAGACACAAAUUUUAAUUAAUA
Vanessa tameamea is the source of this 777-nucleotide messenger RNA. RefSeq lists its product as uncharacterized. The transcript has 5 exons. The record is from RefSeq and is a predicted model, not a curated record. Lineage: Eukaryota; Metazoa; Arthropoda; Insecta; Lepidoptera; Nymphalidae. Bases 36 to 758 code for a protein of 240 amino acids.